ACCACGAAGAACGCCUUCGGCUUGCACCUGAUCGACUACAUGACCGAGAUCCUGAAGCAGAAGGACUCCGAGCUGACCAACUUCAAGAUGGCAGCUGGCACGCUUGAUGCCAGCGCGAAGAUUUACGCCGUGCGCGUCGAUGCGGUCCAUGCAGAUACCUACAAAGUUCUGGGAGGCUUGGGCAGGGACUCGGCCCCUACGAAAAACGUGGACAGCCCAGAAGGAGAAGACAGUCCAGCUCCCGAGGCUGUCAAGAGAGUUCAGACAAAGAAAAAGCACUCCUUCAAAACCAUCGAGCAGAACUUGAACAACAUCAACGUGUCGGAGGCUAAUCGCAGAUGUGAGGUUGAUCCCAUGUUCCAGAGAACAGCCGCGUCUUUUGACGAAUGCAGCACUGCUGGCAUUUUCCUCCGCAGGCUGCGUACCCAAAACUGCCACAGUGAGCUCCUCUUUGACUCAAAGAUCGUGCCUCUCCCUUCUUCAGAGACGCUCGCGCUGCCGAACUCUGAUCCUGUGAAGGUGGUGGAUUUAAAGCCCCUGUUAGCGCAGUGCAUUGAAAAACGCCCCAUCUGCUCUUCGCUGGCUGGUUUCCAGUUUACAAAGUGGGAUGCUGAAUCCCAUGAUGAGUCAGUGUCAGCCCUGUUGGAUAAAUUUAAGAAGAGCGAUCAAGUGUUCGAUAUCAACGCAGAGGUAGACAGCGAUGUGGAAGACUGUGUUCCUGCCCUGCCAGAUGACAACUUCAGUUCUGACUCCCUCAGGAGUACAGUAGCAGACAAGAUUGGGGAAUUCACAGAAAAACUCAGCUCCUUUGGAACAGCCCGCCAGAGCAAGAGAUUUGAUGCGGCUCCUUUUGGAGAGGGCGACAUCGGGACCAUGUGCCUUCACCUCUCCAUGAAACCAGGGGAAUACUCCUACUUCAGUCCCCGAACGCUGUCGAUGUGGGCUGGCCCGGAGCACUGGCGUUUCAAACCUCCACACAAAUCAGAUGCUGACUCUGAAAAAGAGACCAGGAAAAGGUGUGCCAAGAAAGCAUUCGAAAUUAACUUUGAUGAGGAUAUUGACUUUAAAGCACAUUUCCGUAAGACCAAGGCAUCUGUUACUCUAGCCAAAUCCAUUCUGGAAAGCCAGAAUGUGAAGAGAACCACGCUUCCCACCGACUUCAACUAUGACCCUGACAACAUUCUCCAGCUCUUCCUCAAACCAGCUGUUAAGCUCUGCAGGAUGGCCGAGCGGGACAGCGCGUUGGAUCACGAGGACGAGAUCGGCGAGUACGAUUACAACAACCCCAACGACACCUCCAAUUUCUGCCCCGCGUUGCAGGCUGGAGACAGCGAUGACGACAACGAGCCCAUUCAAUUCAUGAGCCAGAUGGGGGAGUUCAACCUUACUGCCCAUCCUGAGGGUGAAGACGCUGAGCUGAACAGGGUUGUCGGCGAUGUUGAUGUCACAACGUACGGAGAGCUGAACCUCAUUGCUGAGCCCCAGAAGGUCAAUAAGAUAGCAAUUCAGUACGCAAAGACAGCCAAGAAAAUGGACAUGAAGAGGUUGAAGAACAACAUGUGGGACCUCUUGACUGAUGGACAGAGGAAACAAAUAGUGACAGAGAUGGAAGAUGCAGAGAGAGAGAAGGACACGUCAGUGGUAGCAGGAGAGAAAGUCUUCAGCAGCAUCACAAAGGAACUGCUUCACAGGCUGCCUUCCGCGAUGGCUAACAACCUGUCCAUCCCCUUGGCCUUCGCCUGCCUCUUGCAUUUGGCAAACGAGAAGAAUCUGAAGCUGGAGGGCACAGAGGACCUUUCUGAUGUCCUGGUGAAACAAGGCAACUGA
Messenger RNA from Opisthocomus hoazin, 1827 nucleotides. The record is from RefSeq and is a predicted model, not a curated record. Lineage: Eukaryota; Metazoa; Chordata; Aves; Opisthocomiformes; Opisthocomidae.